Plasmodium malariae is the source of this 921-nucleotide messenger RNA. RefSeq names its product fam-l protein. NCBI's taxonomy places the organism in Eukaryota, Apicomplexa, Aconoidasida, Haemosporida, Plasmodiidae. The record is from RefSeq and is a predicted model, not a curated record. The transcript is spliced from 2 exons. The coding region runs from base 1 to 921 and encodes 306 amino acids.
AUGGAACAAAAAUUUAAGUCUUUAAUAUAUAAUAAAAUUCCUACAUUUAUAUUUUUAACUUGGAUAUGUCAUUCUUACAUUUAUAUGAGUAGGCAAAGUAAAUCAUUGGUUGAAUGCUACAACCAACAUAGACGGUUAUACGCAAAAAAUUACCGUUUACUGGCAAUAUAUAAGCAAGAUAAGGAUUCAAGUAUUGUGUAUUUAAAAAAAGAGAUACCAAAUCGAGUAAACAAUAUAAAUGAUAUGUUUAAUAAUGAAAAAUAUUCCUCGGGAAAAACUGAACAAUUAAAUGGGAGUUCACAAGGAAAUAAAAGAAGACAUCAAAAAGAUAUGAAAAAUAAAUCUUGUAUAUUUGAAACUAAAAAAUAUUCCCAUUUAGAAAAAAAAAUCUUCAAAGAACUUGAUUAUGUAGAUUUUCUCAAAAACAACAAAACAAUUAGUGAUAAGAUUUACAAAAAAAUAAUGAUUAAAAAAUGCGGAUUACGAGUAGCCUUACCAAUAUUACUGUUUUUUGUAUUAGCGAUAUCGUUCAUAUUAGAUAAUUUUUGUGGAUGUGGGCUUACACAUGGUUUGAUUAAAUUAAUAAUUCUUAUUUCACCUGCCGUAUCUGCUACUCAACUUCAACAAUAUUCUUCAUAUCUUAAAGAAUUUAGAGAUCUUUCAAAAAUCUUUACAAAUGACACUUCUCCCGCUCUAGCAAUUUUGCAUAUGUGGUUGACGAAAUCACCUUUAAGCUGGUUCACAAAUUCUGUUAUAAAAACAAAAAAUAAUAUUAAAGCAAACUACUGUGUAACAGGUUUUUUUGGUUUCCUUAUAUAUUUUGUACCUGUUUUCUUACUAGGUAUCAUACUUAUAUCAAGAAUUGUUUAUUAUCAUAAAAAAGUUAAAAAAUAUGAAAAAAUUAAGUUCAGGAAAAGAUAA